Pocillopora meandrina is the source of this 509-nucleotide messenger RNA. Lineage: Eukaryota; Metazoa; Cnidaria; Anthozoa; Scleractinia; Pocilloporidae. The record is from the annotation of a GenBank genome assembly.
AUGGUGAAGCCUGUGACUCUAGCAUUUGAACAUUCAGGCUGUCGACACUGCCUGGUGAAACUCAUAGACAUUGAAACUGUCCCCAAAUGCCCACUUUGCAAGGCUCCCAUCGGAAUAGGUACUCUUCACGUCAACAUUGCACUCAACGACAUCAUAGGAAAGUUUGAUGUCAAGUGUGAAAGUAGUGGUUGUCUAUGACAGGGACGUUUCACGAGCACAAGCAACACUUAAAAGGAUAUGGAAAGUUCACAAUCCAGUGUGCAAAUGAAGGGUGUGGAGAGGUGGUGGCAAGGGAGGGGAUGGCAGCAUACAUUUCCUAAUAUGCAAAGCACAAGGUCCCUUGCCAGGAAUGCGGUAGGAAAGUAACAAGGGAAUGUUUAGAGGAGCAGGCUGCUUCCCUUUGUUCUAAUAAGAGAAUAGUAUGUCCACUAGGCUGCGGAACAAGCCUUCUACGGCAAGCUAAUGUCAAUUUAAUUAUGCAAUCAAAUGUAAAAUGGUCAUCUAGGCCA